GACAAACAGCCAGUAUUAGAGCUUAACAAAGGAACUGUUUUAAAUGAUAUAUGUUGUAGUUUUGACAUGAGUUAUGUUGUGGCUGUUGCAGAUUGCAAUUUAGUAUGCAUUUAUAAAUAUUCUGCUUGAUGUUUGUUUUAAAUAAAACAACUCAAUUUUGAAAUUAUUUGCCAAAAAAAUUUUCAAGAGUCAACAUAGUAUACUAAUGUGAAAUGUCCUCACCGGAAUGACCUGUUUAUUUUUGUCAUAUUUUCUGUGAUUUGUGCUUAAUUAUUUUUAAUGGAUUGAUUAGCGAGGUAAAUAAUGAUGUUGUUGAAUAUGAAGAAUAUUUUUAAAUCAUUGUGAUUUGAUUAAAUUAUAUUUGUUCAAUUGCUAAUUGUCAUUCUGUUUAAAUUUUAGCAAGCUAAAUACUUCAUAUUUUGUAUUAAUACUUCCAAACUUUUCCCAAAUCAUAAAUUUGUGAUAAUGUAUUGCAUUUGUGCAUUUUAUUGAUUUGAUGACACUGCCACUAUUUCCACAGUAAAUAUUUUAAUAUUUAAAAAGUCACUGUGAUAUACUCUAACCUAGAAAUGAGUUGUUUUGUUUUGAAUUUAUCUUGCUGUGUCUUGUCCAUUGCCAUCUGACUGCAUAUAUAUAUAUGAAAGCACAAAGGGAUUUUUCUGACUAGGUAUUUUUUACUUACUUUCAUGUUCAUUUACAAAUGUGUUAAUUGUCAAAUUCAUUUGUUGGUGAUUUUUAUUAAUGGUAUUAAACAUUUUAGCACGAUCACUUUUCAAUAUUGCCUGUAUUAAUGGACAAUUUUAUAGAUUUUGUGUGAACUUUCAUUUGUUUUAAACUUUUCAUAUCCUUUUUAAUAUUUUGAAGUGCUAAUUGAUAAUUUAGUUAAUUAGGAUCAAUGGAAACCAAACAGGAGGUUGUUCGGGUGUCUGAUUUAUCCGUAGAUGACUUUGAACGUCAAUUUCUCACCAAGGAAUGUCCCGUAAUAAAUGGUUGCUUAAAAGAUCUCUCCAUUGCAAAUUAUAUUGAAUACCUUUUAUCAAGAGUUGCCGACAAUGAAGUUAAUGUACGAGGCCGAACAAACUGCCAGGAAUACAAAGUUGGGAAAAAUUAUACUUUAAGAAAAACUACAUUCAGGGAAUAUAUUCAAGAUUUACAAAAGUGUAGUGCAAGGGGAUCAAGUUCUUACAUGGCUGUACAAAACAUUGCAAAAGUGUUUCCACAGCUUUCAAACGAAUGUGUACUUCCUGGAUAUAUUCGGAAGGUUCAUAGGCCUUUCAUGUGGAUAGCUCAGAAGGGGCAUUAUGAAUUUUGUCAUUUUGACCCAGAUGAAGGAAUGCUCAUGAUAAUUGAAGGAAGAAAACGAGUAAAACUUUACAAAAGUUCUGACUUAGAUGAACUUUAUCCAAAUCCCUUGGGUUCAAAGGGAAAAACUAUACAGUCUCAGGUUGACUGUGAAAAACCAUUUAGAAAAGUAUUCCGUUUUCGCAAUGCAACUUGUUUUGAAUGUGUGCUUAACUCAGGAGAUGCAUUAUAUAUUCCAGCAUUCUGGUGGCAUCAAGUUACUUCAGAAACGAUUUCUGUUUCUAUAAAUGUAUUCUUUGGUGAUUUUGGUACAAACAGAUACAUUUCGAGACACCUUGGGACAAUCAUGGCCGGCUUUAGGUACUGGAUAUUAAAUAUUGUUGAACAAAACAGACAACAUAAAUCUUUUCAAAGGACAUUGGAGCGUCUCACAGCAUGCGUAGAGAACCUAUUACUAAAACAGUUCCAUGAAGUUGCAACUGAAGAACAGUUGAAUUUUCUUGUUAAAAUGAUUAUGGAAUAUUUACAAAUUAGUGAGCUUCCUAAGUUUUCUGAAGGUGGUAAACAUCCUCCUCCCUUGAAAAUAAGAGGCUUGAGAUGGAGAUAGUGAUUUUUCCCACUGCUUGCUUUUUUUGGUGAAACAAACCUCUUCAAAACUCAUUCAUCUUUCUUUCAAUAGUAAGACAUACUGGAAGACAUUAUGCUAUCAGAAUCUUUCAUAAUGGUUGUUGGACCUUUUAGAUUGAAUUUCUUGAGAAAACCUUCAGCGGAUUCCUACCUUUAAUUUGUCGUGUCAAAUAGUCAUACUUGUUUCUCUAUCAAAUAUAUCAUCAGUGUUCAUGCCUUACUAUUUUGCGUAAUUGGCGAAGUUUUUAUAUUUAUUUUAGUUUUUAUGACAUUACAGCACCGAACCUGAUAAAUAUGUUAGGGAUUAUAUGGGACAUCAUUUACAAUUCUGACAAAACUCGUUUCGCGCAGCUUUAUGUUGUUUUAUUGGCACUAUGGACACAAUUUUUGUAAGAACACUGUUACAAUAAGCGGUAAUUUAAUUUAUUUUGUUCGAUUUUAUGUUUUAAUAAAACCGGUUGUGUUAGUGCGA
Messenger RNA from Styela clava, 2401 nucleotides. RefSeq names its product tRNA wybutosine-synthesizing protein 5-like. NCBI's taxonomy places the organism in Eukaryota, Metazoa, Chordata, Ascidiacea, Stolidobranchia, Styelidae. Gene Ontology annotation, cellular component: nucleus. The record is from RefSeq and is a predicted model, not a curated record. Gene Ontology annotation, molecular function: histone H3K36 demethylase activity.